Molecule: messenger RNA, 2625 nt
Organism: Echinostoma caproni
Lineage: Eukaryota; Metazoa; Platyhelminthes; Trematoda; Plagiorchiida; Echinostomatidae
Source: the annotation of a GenBank genome assembly
AUGCAGGAACUCAUCGGCAUGGCAAUGCGCACAGUCUCACUGAUGAGCUCUUCGCAACUGUAUGGUUUACAAAUGCCACGGGACAAUCACAAUCUAACCGCUUUCCGACACAUUCUUUGUCGUAAUUUGACAUGGGCAGAAAUAAAAAAACUGUACAAUCCGACAGAAUUAACUUUGGCCAUUUGCCUGUAUCCAACUAAAUUUGAAGAGGCAGCUCGAAAUGAUCGAUCCACUUUGUUUUACCUUCACCAGCAAGCAAAAGAAAUCUACUAUGCACAUUUCAAAGAUAUCACCGAUGUGGCCAUGGCAUUCGAAAUUGGUUGCUUGGAUAUUAGGAGUUUUGCAACCUCGGCUGAUCCAUGCACCAAAGAUUUACUAGAUGUGCUUGAUAAAGGGAGAGGCUUGCACUCCUUCUUUCCACCCUGCGUUUUGCAUGCUUACAAGAAUAAAGCACUUAGACGGGCAGUGCAAAACUAUCUGGUGAAAGUACAACACUAUUCCGAGGAGGAUUGUGCUCUGGACAUGCUCAACCGGUAUCUGAUUUUGUUGAAAUUCGAUCGAGAUGUGAUCAAAUGCUCCUUUGGAGCCGGGCAUGGAUUCCCCGUGGAACUGGUCAUAGGUCCUCGCUUUCAGGUGUCUAUCUUGAUCGAGAAUGCGAACGAGCCUCGAACUGUAGCCUAUUUUGCCAGUAUCAAGCGAGUCAUGGUCUCGAAAACAGUAGGCCCGGAUGGUGUUCGUUACCAGGUUCGACUGGCGAUUGAACAAUCUAGCGAUCCGAACGCUCCGCUUGAAAUAAUGACGUUCAAUUUUCACACUCAGGAGGCCGCCGACACGGUUGUACAUCUACUCGAGGGUUACUGUGGUGAGGCCAUCGGUGCUGCCAUGCAAGAUAAUGUGAGCGAAUUCGGCACUGCCACAUCAAACAGAACGUCCAGAGCAAGCAGAGACAGUUUUCUACCAAACGGAUGUCCCUACCGAUUGAAGGAAACUCCAACCAACGAAAUGCAAAAACUGGAAAUGCCCCGGGAGAGUGUACUUUUGGAACAAGUGCUUGGCGAAGGACAAUUCGGUGACGUGUACAAAGGAAUCUAUCGGAAGAAUCAUCAUUCAGAACUCAUUAAUGUGGCUGUGAAAACCUGUAAAAUAGACGCAUCGACCGAAGAACGAAGUCAGUUUUUGGAAGAGGCACAGGUUGUUCUACAGAAUGCUUUAUUCGGUCCAGCAAUCGAUGGAUUUGAACUCCUCACAGGGAGUAGAGUCAUUGGCUUACAAUAUACCGAUGACAUCGCCUUACUGGGUGACGACACACAGGCAGAUCAACAUGCUUCGAAUCGCUUGGUGAUCGAGGUAUCCAGGGAUAUCGCGGCUCGGAAUAUCCUCGUGGCCCGAGCUGACUGGGUCAAACUGGCAGACUUUGGUAUGGCGAGAAUGCUGAACGAUGCAAACGAGUUUCGCGCUGACAAGGGACGCAAAAUGCCCAUCAAAUGGAUGGCGCCCGAAAGUGUGCAUCAUCGUCGAUUCAGCUCAGCCUCGGACGUCUGGAUGUUUGGUGUGUGCAUGUGGGAAAUUUUGUCCGGGGGAACAAAACCUUUCGCGGACAUGACCAACGCAGAGGCUGCAGAACACGUCACCCGGGGUCAGCGACUCAAACGACCAGAAACGUGUCCUCGAAACCUAUACGUGGUUAUGCUUGAGUGUUGGAAUACAAAUCCUCAACGUCGACCAACAUUUGCAGCACUAAAACCCCGUCUCCGGGAGCUGGCUGCUCAAAGCAGAGAUGCAGCCAAAUCGGAUUACCUCAAUUCAGGAAAAGUAUCUCCCACUCGAAAAUCCCGUUCAGCAGCUCAGCAUCACCAUCAUCAUACGCAUUCGGGCAAUCGAAAACAAGAGAUGCCCGGCGGGUUCCAAAACAACAGCUCAACAGCCAAGUUGCCAUCAGUACACAGCCGAUGGGAUGAGGUUACCGAGCUGGAACCGACGGACCGGGGUGCUUUGAGUGAUGGUGCACGAUUUGAAACCUCACGUGACAUUAUAUUGAGCGGAACGAAAAAACAAAUGCCCUGUUCAACAAAUGCGAGCGAAUCACGACGAGCUGUUUGCGGGAAUUCGAUCGGUAGUUCUCGAUCCAUGUCCGUUGGAAAUACACAUCGUACAGAAAGUGAUCUCUCUCCACAGGAACGUGAUCGAUUGCACACCACACACCUAGAAACAAACAUAUCCGGUUAUACACGGUCAACUACUGCCGGGCAGUCCCGUCUUCGCAGUGCCCCCAAUAUCAGUCGCGAUCCUUCCCCCAAACGGAAUGUGACCUCAGGUUACGAACCCCCGCAGAGCAUCGGAGCUUCCGUGCGGGACCUGUUCGCGGCAAUCGAAGUCGAGUUCGGAACCAGCAACGUUGAGAAUGAGAUAUUCCUAGCUGAGCGUCAACUGAAUGCAUCAAUGUAUCACUUAAUUUCCACCAUCAAAGAUGCCAAGCUGUCGAUCAAUCGAGGACCUUUGUUGGAGGAAUACCGACGACAUCUGUUGACACUUUCGUACGCCAUCGCUGCUGAUGCACAUUCCCUGUAUACGGCCGUGCAUGAAUCGCGAAAUCGACUCCUAAGCAGCAGACAGUCUGCAACCUAG